Molecule: messenger RNA, 4877 nt
Organism: Entelurus aequoreus (snake pipefish)
Lineage: Eukaryota; Metazoa; Chordata; Actinopteri; Syngnathiformes; Syngnathidae
Product: photoreceptor outer segment membrane glycoprotein 2-like
Exons: 6
Coding region: 3550-4623 (357 amino acids)
Biological process (GO): visual perception
Cellular component (GO): membrane
Source: RefSeq, a predicted model, not a curated record
CGUUUUAAAGCCGACGAGCUUGGUUCUGAUGGAGGUGACAACAAAGCUGCUGGAUCUUACCCCACUCCAGGAAGUCGGUGACGUGCUUCUCCCUCCUGAGUGAACAGUUGGAGCACUCGCUGUGCACGCAGAUGAGAAGGUCCAGCAGGGUCUCCACGCUCAAACAUUCCGACAUCUUCCGCUCCAGCAGCAUCUCCUCGAGCCGCUUCAGGCGGACUUGGGCGGACAUUCUCACGCCUUUUAGCCUCCUUUUUAGGCUCCGUUCGCUGCUAAGCUCCGCUAACCGCCUUCUCCCUAGCUUCGCGAAAACAUUCCCGACAGUGCGGCGUCUUCGUGGCUCACCAACGGUACCGUCAGUCCGUCGUGUGUCGACCUGUUCAACUGACGGGCCCGCACCGGUGUGUGCUUUAAUCCCACCACAAAUCUGGACUUUUCCUUGCCGCGAUGUCGCCUCACGUUAGCCGCCGCUGCUGCAUGUUGGCCAGCGGCCUAAAAGCUCGGGACCCCGCCCGGCUCCAACGGGACCGAGUCACUGAAGUCGACAGCGCCCUAGGACACCGCGGGAGAGCGUGCUGGUCGGUUUAGGUCAGUUUUUUUCGGUGCUUUCCAGGCGGGCCACCGGUGUGGUUGAUCAACGGGAAUAUGGCUGAAUCCAGGACGACUUGGCUCCUCCAGGACAAAAUGACGAUACUUCAAACCACUUCCGAUAAGAAGCAAAGGCUCCCGGAAGUUGGCCCCUGUGAUAAACGAAUAUUGAUGAAUCAAACUGGAAGCACCGCCUUCUCUGCCGGAAAUGCUAUAGUUACGUGACGUCACAUCAUGGGCCCACAGGAGCCAGGAGGGGACGAGAACAGACGCGAGUGUCGUCACGGCGCUGACGUUAUCGGAGCGCUCAGCUGACAACAAACGGCUUUUGACAAUAGAUAAACAGCAAAUGGUCACAAUUCACAAAGACAGAAAACCAACAUUUUCUUGUGAACCUCUUCAUUUCAUUUCUGGUUGUCCUGGAUGUGAGAAUAACAACAACAUCAGAGAACUUGAAAGGGGUAGAAUGAAAGAUAAAAGGAGAUCAAACAUAGAUAAUGGCCCAGUUCCAUUUCGAUAGUUACAGGACAUAAUGCAAAUCAGCCAGCAUUUUUCGGGCCCCGAUGAAACAUUUAAUUGAGAACCUGUCUCAGUAAACUAUGAUAUAAAACUGUAAGUGGGACUUGUUAUUGCCUGCCAUCUAGUGGCCACUCAGCAGAACUACAUGUGUCAUCAUGGCGGACGAGAAAGUAAACACAAAAAAGAAGAGCAGCACAGACAAACAAAAACGUUUCUCAGAAACACUUCGCGCACGAACAGAUUGGGAAUAUCAAUUAUUGAUCCAAACCACACAAUCUGAGUUUUUCCUAACUUCUUGAAAAAACAACACACACAAAACACUUCUAACUUUCUGUAAGAACAAGCAAACUCUUAACUUCCUGGACUAAUUCUUUAGGCAGCAUGGGGGGCGUGGCCAUGCUGCAGCAGGUGGAGCCUGGAGAUUUGGUAGCUUCUUAUGAGGCUGAUUAGCAUUAAGAAGAUUUGGAGCACAUGACGGCUGCUGAACUUCUACUCAGAUUUAGUAUUUGCUCCUUAGUCCCGUCGUGAAGACCGGUGUUCUGCUGCUGGACGUUGCCAUGGUAACCCCUACCUUCGUUCUAGGGACCUUUCAACUGACGUUCUCUACAGGAACAGAUCUUCCAGCUGAACAACCAUGAAAAUAAAUGUGAGCUAAAGACAAUAUUGGCAGGAAAGUUGGACACGACACCUUUAGAGGCCACAUCCUGCUUGCGUGACGAAACAUCACCUUGAAACACUUGCUAAGCUUCUUAGGAGAGGAGCAAACACCACUCCUUUGCUACAGAUGGAUAUAUGACGUUCUUGUACCAUGUAUGACCUCGCUCAUGUAUGACCUCGCUCACGUAUGACCUUGCUCACAUAUGACCUCGCUCGCGUAUGACCUCGCUCAGGUAUGACCUAGCUUACGUAUGACGCUCAAGUACAACGCAUGACGCUCAAAUUUGAUGCUUAAGUAUAACACAUCAGUAUGAAGCAUAAAUAUAACACAUAAGUAUAACGUAUGAUGCUUAAGUAUGAUGUAUGACGCUCAAGUAUAAUGUAUGACGCUCAUUUACAACUUAUGCUUAAAUAUUAUGCCUAUGUAUGUCGCUUAAGUAUGAUGCUCAAGUAUAAUGUAUGAUGUUUAAGUGUAAUGUAUGAUGCUCAAGUAUGGCGCUUAAGUAUGACACUGAAGAUAGAUGGAUAGAUAGUACUUUAUUGAUAAGUAUAACGUAUGACACUUAAGUAUAAUGUAUGGCGCUCAAGUACAACGUAUGAUGCUCAAGCAUAAUGUAAGACACUCAAGUGUAACGCAUGACGCUCAAGUAUAUUUUACGAUGCUUAAGUAUGACGCUUAAGUGUAAUGUAUGACGCUCAAGUAUGGUGCUUAAGUAUGACGCUUAAGUAUAACGUAUGACACUUAAGUAUAACGUAUGACACUUAAGUAUAAUGUACUAUGACGCUCAAGUAUACUGUAUGACACUUAAGCAUAACAGUAUGACGCUCAAGUAUAGUGCAUGACGCUUUAAGGGGCUGUUUGCAACUUGCUCACAGUUACAUUUUUCAAAGUAAAAAAUACAACAAGAACAACAUUGGCUAACUUGUGUCACCAUUAGUGGUUCACCAGCACGUUUGUUUUACAAAUGUCUAUAGUUUUCUCAAUUACUAAGUAUAUGUGAUAAAAAAAAAAGAGAAAAUAUCUUGUAUUUACGGCAGUCACUCACCAUGUCUCGUCAAGAAGCAUGCGCAGAAAGCGCGUGCACAAAUACUUAAAGAGAAGCAACUAAUAAUUUGAAGUUAUGUUGUUAUGAUAGAAUAUACAUUCAAUGACAGCUAACGCUAGCUACCCAAAUUGCAUUUAUUAGCUAACAUCAGCCAAAGCAGAUGCGCGUGCAUGUUACGUACGUAUGGAAUUAUGUCAUUACAUACGAGAAGUGUGUAAAAUACAUUGGAAAGUUAGCGCCUCAAGGCAUCUGUGUAAAUGUUGCAAACAGCCCCUUUUAAGUAUAACAUAUGAUGCUCAAGUAUGACACUUAGUGUCACGCUCAAAUAUAACGUAAUGACGCUCAAGUUUAGUGUAUGACGCUCAAGUAUAACAUAUGAUGCUCUCAAGUAUAACAUAUGACGCUCACGUAUGACACUCAAGUUUAACAUAUGAUGCUUAAAUAUACCAUAUGAUGCUCACGUAUGAAGCUCACAGAUGGAGGUUACUCACUGUGGUAGUUCUAUGUUGAAAGUUGAAUCAAUUAUGAUCAGCUGGGUGGAACUAACAAUACUAAGGUGGAAUUUGAUUGGAGCAGACAGUCUGCCAAAAACCACCCCACCUUGCCCAUUGUGUCCUCGACUUACAAACUGAUGAUGCUGUUGCUGAGUUGCAAGGUUCCCUGUCAGAGAACCAAGAUGGCUGCCAGAACAGCGUGUGGCUGCUGGGCCCGCUGGUGACCGUGCACAUGUGAUCCAAACAUCAUGGCGGUCUGCAAAGUGACCUUCAGCAAGGCAGAGAGAGAGAAGCUCGCUGAGAUCCUCUGCUUGCUGAACUGGGUCUCGGUUGUGACCGGCGCUGCCCUCUUUUGGGUGGGCUUGUUCCUGAAAUUGGAGCUCCAAAAAUGGCAGGAUGUGAUGUCGGACCAAGGCGUCUUCCAUGUACCACACAUUUUGAUCGCCACGGGCCUGGCAGCCUGCGGCAUCAACUUCCUGGGCGGCAAGAUCUGUCUGGACUGUGCUGACAGCAACAAGUUCUUGCGCUGGAAGCUGGUCAUGAUGCCCUAUGUGGCCUGCACCUUCUUCUUCACAUUCUGCGUCCUGGUGGGGGCGCUAAUGUGCUACAGUGUCGGCGACCAGCUGCAGGAGUCUCUCUUCCUGGGACUGCGGCACGCCAUGCGCCACUACAAGGAUACUGACACACCUGGUCGCUGCUACCUGAAGAACACCCUGGACUUGCUGCAGAUCCAGUUCCAGUGCUGCGGAAACUCAGGAUACCGGGACUGGUUUCAGGUCCAGUGGAUCAGUAACCGCUACCUGAAUAUGAGCAGCAACAGCGUAAGAGAACGUCUAAGGAGCAACGUGGAAGGGAAGUACUUAAUGGACGGCGUUCCGUUCAGCUGUUGCAGUACUUUCUCUCCUCGCCCGUGCAUCCAACAGCAGGUCAGCAACAGCUCUGCCCACUUCAACUACGGCCCACAGAGUCAACAGCAGAACCUGUGGGGAGGGGGCUGCCGGCAAGCCUUGCUGGACCACUACACCGGCAUCAUGCAGUCCAUAGGCGUCGGCGUGCUGCUCAUCUGGUUAUUUGAGCUGUUGGUUCUGACGGGGGUCCGUUUCCUGCAGACGGCCAUGGAGAAUGUUCUCCUUCAGGAGGAUCCAAACUCGGAGGUGGCUGGCUGGAUUCUGGAGAAUAGCCUGGCAGAAACAGCCAGAUCCAAUGUAAAGAUCAUCAAAAGCUUGGGGAAGUGUUACCAGGUGGACGACGACCCCAACCUGAAUGUCUCUACGGGGUCGCCGUCGGCCUUUCAGGUCCAGAUGCCAGGUGGACAGGCAUGAAGUGGACCCCGGAGAGAACUACAACUGACCUCUGACCUCCCAUGAAGCAGCCAACAGGUUCAAACGGUCGAAUGGAUCAACGAGUCAAACACAAGUGACCUUGUAACCACUUUGACAAUGAUAUCGCUCACCUGCUCGUCGGUCAAUUAUUUUCAUCCAUUUAUCUUAGCCUAGUUAAAGCCAGCCUUUUUUGUUGAAAAAACAUUUUAAAUGUAACGUAUGUCAUUUCCCUGCAAAUAAAAAUGCUGAUUGUG